AUGGCAAGGAUAAAAACAUCCAAAUUUUUUCAGUUGUUUAUAUUUUUCUAUAUCUUUCUAGAUGUUUCUGCAGAAGACCCCACCCUCUCAGCUACAGUACUCGGCGGUGACCUUGAACCAUUUGAUAUCCCAUUAGAAGAGCUGGAAAAAGACACGAAGCAAGUCACAACUCUAUCUGAACAAUGCAAACGAUUUGUCAAUCAUUAUAGGUACUACUGUCGAUCCUCCAAUAUUGCCACUUAUAACGAAGAAGUCCGAAUCAUUUGUGAACGAUAUCGAAAUUAUUGCUCAGAUCGUGUCUAUCCGGCAAUUAAUCAUAUCCGUCGUCAAACGAAGUUCUGGGAAGGUGCUGGCGUACCCAAGGCAACGAUCAAAGCAAUGUCCACGUGCUACUCGCAUUGUAAGGAGACCGAUCCGGUAUGCGUCAACGCGUGCGAGUGCCUUCACCUUCAGUGGAUGAUGAACUACGAGUGCUAUCCGGGAACACGUGCUCCAGCAUACAACAAUUGUCAGAGAUGGGCGGCUAAAUGUCGAACCGUCUGGAAGCCCCGUCAAGACUACACACCUGCCGAUUAUCGCGACAUGGCACCACCGCCAAUCGUUCGAGGCGUUUUCUAUGGAUAUGACGGACUGGCUACUCAUCGGACCUUCGACCGCCCACGCGAUCACGGAGUCUCAUUCUUCCGCGGGACGAAUACGGUACUGGUGGAUUGGCCGGAAGGAAAAGUGGCCGGUGGAACGACGAUCGAAGUGCCGUUCGCAGGUGUCAAUGUUAUUCCAAAUCAAUAUAAUAUCGGAUUCCCGAAUAUGCAGAGAGCAAUGCGGGAGUUUACAAAACAAAACCCCGACCAACUUAACCCGGGAACCGGUCGAAUGUCUGCACUGGCCAUGAUGCAAAGAACCUGA
Molecule: messenger RNA, 906 nt
Organism: Caenorhabditis briggsae
Lineage: Eukaryota; Metazoa; Nematoda; Chromadorea; Rhabditida; Rhabditidae
Gene: Cbr-dos-2
Product: Protein CBR-DOS-2
Exons: 7
Coding region: 1-906 (301 amino acids)
Source: RefSeq, a predicted model, not a curated record